UCCAUCACUUGUAUUGUAUUCAUAUUCUCUACCAUUUGGUUCCAUCUUUUGCAUCACUUUCCCCUUGCAACACCGAAAAAAAGAUAAAAACAAAAACAAAAAACAAAAAAAAGUGAGUUCAUAGAGAGAAAGAGCAUGAUGGAUGGAAGAGGAGGUUGUUGCAUCGUCAGAAAUGCAACUGGUGCACAUGAUAUGUCAACCAUGGAAAGAAUAAUGCUUAGGUUUCGUCCAAUCGCACCUAAACCAGUAGUAGCCGGAACCACCGCUUCCGACGGUACUUCUUCAUCGGAGAGCGGCGAAGCUUUUGUCAAAACCGGCAGAACAAGAAGAAAGUACGUUAAACAAGUUAAACAAAACAAUACCACAGAGAAACGAAGGAUCCGUCGGAAGAAAACCGUUUCUUCACCGGAAAAUAAUCAUCCGGUACCGGUGACGGUGCCGGUGACUCUUCCUUUACUACCGGAAACUCCCGAUCGGAAGGAUUCUCCGGCGAGAGAUCUAACUCUAAAGGAAUCAAAUAAAAUUGAAAAUAAUAGUAACAUGCAACGGUGUCGGUGGCUGAGUUUCGAAAAGUACGGUUGCUACGGUACGAUGGAUCCGGUUCCGGUGCCGGUGCGGUUAGGUGACGGUGGUAAUUACUCGAGCGUGACGGUUGAGUGUGUGACUGACGCAUGGGUGGAGGGUGAAGGACUAGGGAGUACGGAUGAUGAAAAGAAAAUGAAUCUGAGUGUGGACACGUGUCCAGGGUUUAUAUCUGACGGUUACGGAAGAGUGACGUGGAUAAACGGUGCUUAUAGGGAAAUGAUGGGUGAAGGAGUAGUAGCUUUGGUGAUGAAAGUAAACGGUGUGAUUUUGUAUCCAUCGUUCACGUGUAGGGUUAGAGUGGUGCAGUUCGCAUGUGGGAGUGGAAGGGAGAGAAAUUCACUGACGGUUCCUUGUGAUGUUUGGAGAAUGGAUUGUGGUGGAUUUGCAUGGAGAUUAGAUGUUAAAGCUGCUCUUAGCUUGAGAUUAGGUUGCUAAAUCAAUCAUUUAUCUAAUCUCAUAUAUAAGAACUAAUUUGUGUUUUUGUUUCAAAGUUCUAAACUACUCUCUAAUUUGAAAAUUUUACAUUUUUCUUCAUUAAAGAAAGGAGUAUUAUUAUAUGCUUCUUUUUAAUAGAGGAAAAAUGAGAUUUUUGAAUGAAGAUGUGUUUUUAGGAGGAGUGGUUGAUUAAAAUCAUAAAUGUAUAGAACAAAGGGUUGAGUGUAAAUUAGGGCGUAAAUUAGUGCAUGUAGCUUUGUAUUCGGAGUUUGUUUUCUGUUCCUUUGUGGUUGGAACACUGGUGAGCCAAUGAAUAUGAUUAUCAUCGUGAAAUUGAUGUUUUUUAAUGGUUAAACAGAUCACAACUGAGUUUCCGUUUCUGGA
Messenger RNA from Trifolium pratense (red clover), 1404 nucleotides. RefSeq lists its product as uncharacterized. The transcript has 2 exons. Lineage: Eukaryota; Viridiplantae; Streptophyta; Magnoliopsida; Fabales; Fabaceae. Bases 136 to 1020 code for a protein of 294 amino acids. The record is from RefSeq and is a predicted model, not a curated record.